Molecule: messenger RNA, 1524 nt
Organism: Malania oleifera
Lineage: Eukaryota; Viridiplantae; Streptophyta; Magnoliopsida; Santalales; Ximeniaceae
Product: methylsterol monooxygenase 2-2
Exons: 7
Coding region: 272-1081 (269 amino acids)
Biological process (GO): 4-alpha-methyl-delta7-sterol oxidation; sterol biosynthetic process
Molecular function (GO): iron ion binding; C-4 methylsterol oxidase activity
Source: RefSeq, a predicted model, not a curated record
UUGCGGGGGUGAAGAAAUAUUAAUGUCAAUACGAACGAUGAAAUGAUUCACGCCCCGUGCACAUUCCACAGAAUAUAAAAGCCCAGAUCCCCCCCACCCCACCCCACUCGGCGACAGUCUGGCCUCUCUCUCUCUCAUGGCCUGCCUCACCUCUCACUAGUACUCCACCGGCAAUCCCACACCGACUGUCACUACUCUCUCUCUCUCGCUCUCUCUCGCUCGCUCUCUGAGUUCGUUUCGGCCGGCGGUCGGCCAUUCCUCUCCGGUGCUUAUGGCGUCGAUUGUCGAAUCUGGUUGGCUGUAUCUGAUCACUCAUUUCAGCGAUUUUCAACUGGCAUGCUUGGGAAGUUUCUUUCUUCAUGAAAGUGUCUUUUUCUUAUCGGGUCUACCUUUUAUAUAUAUUGAGAGAGCAGGAUGGCUGAGCAAGUACAAGAUUCAGACUAAAAAUAAUUCCCCUGCAGCUCAGGAGAAAUGUAUUACUCGCCUAUUGCUAUAUCAUUUUGCCGUCAAUCUUCCAGUUAUGGUUGUUUCUUACCCCGUAUUCAGGUUCAUGGGCAUGCGCAGCGGUCUUCCAUUGCCCUCCUGGAAAGUGGUUCUAACGCAGAUACUCUUCUACUUCAUACUGGAGGAUUUUGUAUUUUACUGGGGGCACAGGAUUUUACAUACAAAGUGGUUGUACCAACAUGUGCAUAGUGUCCAUCAUGAAUAUGCUACGCCAUUUGGACUAACUUCAGAAUAUGCUCAUCCCGCUGAGAUAUUGUUCCUUGGCUUUGCUACCAUUGUUGGUCCAGCAAUCACUGGGCCUCACCUGAUUACUCUUUGGCUGUGGAUGGUGGUUAGAGUCUUGGAGACUGUUGAGGCACACUGUGGUUACCAUUUUCCAUGGAGCCUGUCCAACUUUCUACCUUUGUAUGGAGGUGCUGAUUUUCAUGACUAUCACCACCGUUUACUUUAUACCAAGUCUGGAAACUACUCAUCAACUUUUGUGUACAUGGACUGGAUAUUUGGGACUGAUGCAGGUUACAGAAAAUUGAAGGCACUGAAGGCUACAGGAGUGGAAGCAGGCAGCAAGGAAGCGUAACUAUAGGUGAGAAAUAUAAUAUUUUUGGGUAGUCGGAGGGCGGGGGGAUGGGUUCCUAAUUUAAGGACACACCCUAGAAGAGGCUUUUGACUCUUUUCACCCCCUUCCUCAUCUUGUGCGUGCACAAGAGUUCUUUUUUCCUGGUGUUUAAUUUUGAUGGUUAUGGGUUGGUGGUGUGAGAAUGUGGAAUCGGUGGAAAGCUUUCUUUGGACAUUUUGUACCUUCUUACAAAGCGUGCAUGAAAUGCAGUUCUGUCCCUUUUCUUCUCCUUCAGAUCAUCUUCCAUUCCUGAGAGUCUCUUCUUCUUCUUCUUCUACUUCCUCUUAGCAUUAUGCUGGACACUCUGGUUGAUAUUAUAUAUUUUGUUCAUUCCCGUCCUUUUCCCCUAGAGACUUACAGUUUGCAUUUUAAUGAUUUGAUGAUUUUGAUUCUGUUCCGUUAAA